AUGGAAUGGGACGCCCUAAAAAUUAAAAGGUUGUUCAUAGACGAAGACACAACAGCCAUCCUAAGUAUCCCCUUACUGAUUUACUUAUCUCAAGAUCGAGUGAUUUGGCACCACAACAAGGAUGGUAUAUACACAGUGAAAUCAGGCUACCAUCUGGUGAUAAAUGAAAAGAAGGAGAGACUACAGCCGAACCAUAAUGCGUCCUGGAAUCAUAGAGUACUAGUAGAUUGGAAAUGGCUCUGGGAAAUGAAACUUCCAAACAAACUCAAGGUAUUCUUCUGGAAGCUCCUUUGGAAUGGACUACCAACAGGAGAAGAGCUAAAUAAAAGGCUGAACACAUCCCACCUUUGCCCGCAUUGCAACCAAAUAGAGAACAAUUUGCAUCUUUUCUUCAAAUUUCAUUUUGCAGAAAGAGUAUGGUUCGCUUCACCCCUAUCCAUUCGCAGCAAUAACAUUCAGGGGGAGCAGUUUAAGGAGGUUUGGGAAGUUCUGAUAGCUAAUCUAAAGGAAGUGGACAGCUCAGGUAAAUGCACACAACUAUUCAUGUUUCUCAUGUGGGCAAUUUGGAAAGCCAGGAACUUCAAAGUGUUCAAGGAGAAGGAAUGGUUGGAGAUCAAUGUACCUAGUAUGAGGCUAGGCCAAAUACGUAGGAAAGCCUGUCCAAACCACUGCAUUAGAAUAAAUUACGACGGGGCAAUAAAUGUAGCGUAUAAGUUUGGAACUGUGGCUUUUGUGGCAAGAAACAAUAACGGUACAAUCCUGGACUCAAAAGCAGCAGUUUUCCGUGGUAUAUGGGACCUCGGAGUUAUGGAAUUUCUCGAUUUACUGGAAGCAAUGCGAUGGAGCAUUCAAAAAGGAUGGCAAAGUGUGUUUUUUGAAGGGGACGCCGUUCGGAUUACACAAUCUGCAAACUCGGGAUUCUGUUAUUUGGCUACGGGUUGGGGUAUCUGUCAAGAUAUAUGGCGCUUAAAACACUCGCUAAAGGAAACACACUUUGGAUGGAUUGAGAGAAAAUCAAACCGGGAAGCUCACAAGGAGGCAACGGAGGAGAAGAAGAUUUUCUUGAGAUAA
This is a messenger RNA of Mercurialis annua (annual mercury), 1071 nucleotides long. RefSeq lists its product as uncharacterized. Gene Ontology annotation, molecular function: RNA-DNA hybrid ribonuclease activity; nucleic acid binding. The coding region runs from base 1 to 1071 and encodes 356 amino acids. NCBI's taxonomy places the organism in Eukaryota, Viridiplantae, Streptophyta, Magnoliopsida, Malpighiales, Euphorbiaceae. The transcript has 2 exons. The record is from RefSeq and is a predicted model, not a curated record.